Molecule: messenger RNA, 1041 nt
Organism: Clonostachys rhizophaga
Lineage: Eukaryota; Fungi; Ascomycota; Sordariomycetes; Hypocreales; Bionectriaceae
Source: the annotation of a GenBank genome assembly
AUGGCCGACGACGACUACGAGAUUGAUUUCUAUGGCGACGCCGAAGACCAGCAGCAGCAACACACUAGUAAUCACCAAGGUGGCGACCAUCACGAUUACCACGACUCGGCUGAUGAUCAUCACGACGCGGCAUCAAAUUCGAAUACUCACCACCACCACGAUCGGGACCACGACCGGGACCACGAUAGCCACGACUCCAAAUACCAUUCCGACGGCAAGCAUGAAGAUGAGGACGACCUGCCUAUUGACCCCGGAGCCACCACCGCCCUCAUGGUCUCCGAGCUCAAUUGGUGGACAACAGACGACGACAUCCGCGGCUGGCUCAAACAGGGCGGCUGCGAGGACGGCGUAAAGGACCUCACCUUCAGCGAACACAAGGUUAAUGGAAAGAGCAAAGGCCAAAUAUUCAUCGAGUUCUCCACGGUCGCUGCCUCAUCAUCAGCCAAACACCUCAUCGACAAGAUGCCGGCCGACGGCGGCCACCUCGGCCAGAAGAAGAUCUCCACCCAGUACUGGAACCCCAACAUCAACCCCUUCCGGACGCUGCCUAAGGAUGCUCCGGCACGAGGCAAAGAUCAGACCCGGGGCGGCGCCUCGGGCUCGUACAACGAACGCGGCAACUACAACAACGCCGGAGGCGGCUUCUCUAGGGGCCGAGGCGGCUUCAACGGCGGCCGCGGGAACAUGAACCAGAACAACUACAACAGGAACUUCAGCGGCGGGAACAACAUGGGGUACAACAACAACAUGAUGGGCGGCGGAGGCUUUAAUGGGCAUAAUGGACAGGGCAACUUUGGCUUCAACAACAGGGGCAUGAUGGGCGGUAUGCGAGGCGGACCCAACAUGCGCGGCCGGGGAGGCAUGAUGAUGAACCCCAUGGGGAUGGGAAUGGGUAUGCCCAUGGGCAUGAUGGGACCAGGCUUUCAAGGGAUGCCUGGCAACUUCAACGGCGGCUUUGGCUUCAACCAGAACCAAGGCGGCGGCGGCAGCAGCGGCGAUUGGGGAAACCCCCAUGGAGCAAAGCGACCCCGACCCGAGUGA